This is a messenger RNA of Schizosaccharomyces osmophilus, 1185 nucleotides long. It is a transcript of the gene csr101, whose product is annotated as sec14 cytosolic factor family, phospholipid-intermembrane transfer protein Csr1. NCBI's taxonomy places the organism in Eukaryota, Fungi, Ascomycota, Schizosaccharomycetes, Schizosaccharomycetales, Schizosaccharomycetaceae. The record is from RefSeq and is a predicted model, not a curated record. Bases 1 to 1185 code for a protein of 394 amino acids. The transcript has a single exon.
AUGUUUUCUUCUCGUUUGUGGUCGAAAGGAAACUACUCGACGGCGGCUUCAGCCGUUGCUGCUGGUACCUUUUUUUUUCGUCGCUCACAGUCUUCCACUGAACAAGAAGAUAUACGAAACUCGUUACAUUAUGCCACAUGCUCUCCGUUGAAAUCUAUGAUUAAGAAAACAUGGCCCUCUAUCCAGGAAAAUAGUACCUACCGAAAUUCUUUCAUUCAUUUUGCUAAAUGUGAUUCUCCAGAUGCUAUUCUUAUACGGUUUCUAAAAUCUUGCCGUAUGGAUCCAGAUCAGGCUAGUCUGAAGCUACUUAACACUUUGAAAUGGCGCAUCGAAUCUAACGUCGAUAAAGUAGUAGAACACGGUGAGUUGUUUGCUAAAGAGAAUAAUGACGAACAAUUUAUAAGACAGCUUCGUACCGGAAAAGUCACUAUGCUUGGCAGAGAUCUUAAGGACCGCCCGAUCUGUUACAUACGUGCGCAUUUACAUCAACCAUCAAAGGAGACGCAAAAGUCAUUGCGAGAAAUGACAAUUUGGGCUAUGGAAACCAUUCGUCUCUUUUUGCAUUCGCAACCUACCUUACAAGCAUCGAUAGAUGAUCCUCAGAAUGUUAACGUUUUGUUCGACUUGAGUAAGUUCUCCCUAAGCAACAUGGAUUAUUCAUUUGUGAAAUACUUGUCCUCUUGUCUGGAAUUAUACUAUCCUGAAUCCCUGGGUGUUUGUAUUUUGCAUAAAUCCCCAUGGAUUUUCCGAAGUAUAUGGAACAUUAUAAAAGGGUGGAUUAAGCCGGAAAUCACAGAAAAAAUUGUUUUUACUCAAAAUUCAAAGGAUCUGGAAAAGCAUAUUGGUCGCGAGGUGAUUCCUGCUAGUCUGGGAGGAGAUAAUCAGCAUACGUAUGAAUAUAUUGAACCAAAGGAAAAUGAGAAUCAACGUGUUGUUGAGGACAGCUACGAAAAAGAAAUUGCACUUGGCCGCUAUUUUGCUUAUUAUAAUGAAUGGGAGCAACAUGCUCUACACUGGGCCCAAACAACAAAUGAAGAUGCACUGAAUGAAAGACUGCGUACAAAUUGCGACAUUGCAGGCACAAAUUUUUCGAAAGAGUAUUGGCGUGUUGAUAAAUAUCUUCGUGCAAGAACUGUAUAUGAUCGUUUGGGAUUGCUAACCAACAAAUCAGGACAGACUGUCUAA